AUGAAUAAUGACAUACGGAGAUCAAAUAGACCUUUCCUUGAGGAUAAAACAGAAGAUGAUUUCUUUCAGAUUGAUGUUAGGUUUUGUAGUGGAAAACCAACUACAAUUGUUGCUUCUAGAAUGGGAUUCUAUCCUGCUGGAAAACGUCCACUUGUGAGUCAUACAAUGGUGGGUCUCCUUCAGCAGAUAAGCAGGGUGUUUGAUGCUGCCUACAAGGCACUUAUGAAGGCAUUUACAGACCACAAUAAAUUUGGCAAUCUUCCUUAUGGUUUUCGUGCAAACACAUGGGUUGUUCCUCCAGUUGUUUCUGACAAUCCAUCAGUCUUUCCGCCACUUCCCAUGGAAGAUGAAACCUGGGGAGGAAGUGGGGGUGGACAAGGCAGAGAUGGUAGUCACGAGAAUAGACAGUGGGCCAGAGAUUUUGCAAUUCUAGCUGCAAUGCCAUGUCAAACUGCAGAGGAGAGACAAAUUCGAGAUAGGAAAGCUUUUCUACUUCAUAGUUUAUUCGUCGAUGUAUCAGUCUUCAAAGCAGUUUCUGCAAUAAAGAAUUUAGUGGAUAUAAAGCAAUCUUCUAGUAAUUCAUCUUUGCCAACUUCCUAUGAAGAGAGAAUUGGAGAUUUAACUAUUACAGUGACAAGAGAUGUAUCCGAUGCAAGUUUGAAGUUGGACUGCAAAAAUGAUGGAAAUCGAGUUCUUGGACUGUCUGAGGAAGAAUUAGCUCAGAGAAACCUUCUCAAAGGCAUAACUGCUGAUGAGAGUGCAACUGUUCAUGAUACUCCAACUUUAGGUGCGGUACUUGUAAAACAUUGUGGCUACACAGCUGUGGUAAAGGCCUCAGCUGACAGAGAUUUGGAGGAGAGUCCUAAUUCCUUGGAAAUUGAUAUUGAGGAGCAGCCUGAAGGAGGCGCAAACGCAUUGAAUAUUAACAGCUUAAGGAUGCUGUUGCAUAAGUCAUCUUCACCCCAAUCAUCUAAUGCAAUUCAACGAAUCCAGGGCACAGAUAUUGAAUAUUCACGUUCAACUCAGUCAUUGGUAAGGAAAGUCCUAGAGGAAAGUUUACUGAAAUUGAACGAAGAAACCACUAGACACAGUAAGUCUAUCAGAUGGGAGCUUGGGGCAUGUUGGGUACAACACAUACAAAAUCAAGCUACUGGGAAAACUGAGCCAAAAAAGGCAGAAGAGGGUAAAGUUGAACAGGCUGUUAAAGGUCUUGGGAAGCAAGGUGGACUACUAAAGGAAUUAAAGAAAAAGAUUGAUAACAAAAUGUCCAAAGUUGAAGUAGGAAAGGAUAUUUCCCCAUGUAAUAGCGAUAACAUAAACAAGCCAGAAGCCACUAAACAGGAAUUAGAGAGACAAGAUGAAGAAAAGGAAACUAUAUGGAGAAAGCUGCUUUCUGAUGCUGCAUAUACACGCCUUAAAGAAUCUAAAACUGAUCUUCAUUUGAAGUCACCUGAUGAAUUGAUCGAAAUGGCACAUAAAUAUUAUGUUGAUACUGCACUUCCAAAGCUGGUGGCAGAUUUUGGGUCCCUUGAACUCUCUCCUGUUGAUGGAAGGACGUUGACUGAUUUCAUGCAUACCAGGGGCUUGCAAAUGUCUUCCUUAGGCCGAGUGGUUGAGCUUGCAGAUAAACUUCCACAUGUGCAAUCUCUAUGUAUACAUGAGAUGGUUGUUCGAGCCUAUAAGCAUAUCUUGCAAGCAGUUGUUGCAGCAGUUGAUAAUGUUUCUGAGUUGGCUUCAUCUAUAGCAUCAUGCCUAAAUAUUUUGUUGGGAACACCAUCAUCUGAAACUAGUGAUGACGAUAUUAUUACUAGUUACGAACUGAAAUGGAGAUGGGUGGAAAACUUCCUUUUGAAGAGGUUUGGAUGGCAAUGGAAGGAUGAAAAUGGUCAAGAUUUAAGAAAGUUUGCGAUUCUUCGGGGACUCUGCCAUAAGGUGGGGCUUGAGCUGGUUCCUAGGGACUAUGAUAUAGAUUCAUCAUGUCCUUUUAGAAAGACGGAUAUUGUAAGCAUGGUCCCCAUAUAUAAGCAUGUAGCUUGCUCAUCUGCUGAUGGCCGCACACUUUUGGAAUCGUCUAAGACUUCCUUGGAUAAAGGUAAACUGGAGGAUGCCGUCAAUUAUGGCACAAAGGCACUCUCAAAGUUAGUGUCGGUAUGUGGGCCUUACCAUAGAAUGACAGCAGGAGCAUAUAGUCUUUUGGCUGUUGUGCUGUACCAUACUGGAGAUUUCAAUCAGGCCACUAUCUAUCAACAAAAGGCACUAGAUAUUAACGAAAGAGAGCUUGGACUGGACCAUCCUGAUACGAUGAAAAGUUAUGGAGAUCUUGCCGUUUUCUAUUAUCGACUCCAACAUACAGAGUUGGCUUUAAAGUAUGUUAAUCGUGCUUUGUAUCUUCUGCACUUGACAUGCGGACCUUCACAUCCAAACACUGCUGCCACCUACAUUAACGUGGCUAUGAUGGAAGAAGGAUUGGGGAAUGUCCAUGUUGCUCUCAGAUACCUUCACGAGGCUUUAAAAUGCAACAAAAGAUUACUUGGAGCUGAUCAUAUUCAGACGGCUGCAAGCUACCAUGCGAUAGCUAUUGCUCUUUCUUUGAUGGAAGCAUACUCUCUAAGUGUUCAGCACGAACAGACCACCCUUCAGAUCCUGCAAGCUAAACUUGGUGCUGAGGAUCUAAGGACACAGGAUGCAGCUGCAUGGCUAGAAUACUUUGAGUCAAAGGCUCUAGAGCAACAGGAGGCUGCACGGAAUGGUACACCUAAGCCAGAUGCCUCAAUCUCCAGUAAAGGUCAUUUAAGGUAG
Messenger RNA from Sphenostylis stenocarpa, 2799 nucleotides. Lineage: Eukaryota; Viridiplantae; Streptophyta; Magnoliopsida; Fabales; Fabaceae. The record is from the annotation of a GenBank genome assembly.